Molecule: messenger RNA, 417 nt
Organism: Colletotrichum graminicola M1.001
Lineage: Eukaryota; Fungi; Ascomycota; Sordariomycetes; Glomerellales; Glomerellaceae
Exons: 1
Coding region: 1-417 (138 amino acids)
Source: RefSeq, a predicted model, not a curated record
AUGGGCUGUCGGGAUAUCAGUAUGAAGGGUAGCGGAAAAGCCGGAGGGUCUCUGGCUGUGUUGGAGCACAGUCGUUACAAAGGGGACGGGCUUGGCGUUGCGACUCUCGCUUCACUGGAUUGGCUGUUCUGGCUGUUAUGGGGGAAGGGAGUUUUGGCUGCAUUCCCGUCUUACAUCAUAGGCGGGGAUGUGGUUGUUUUGUGGGGGAGUUGCAUGAGAAUGGCGAGUGGAGUUGACACCUCAGUAUCCAGGGAGGGGCCGGUGCUCAGGAAGAAACAUGUCCCAGCAGCCCUCUCUCUCUCUCUCGCGUCCGCAGAGCUGUGGGAACAGGCUGCUCCAACGGCUGCCACGGAGUUUCAUAACAUGGGAGGUGUUGUCAGGCAAUCGGGCCAACCAAAACAGACAGUUGGAAAGUAA